AUGAGCACAAAGUUCACAGAAACUUUACGCUACAUUAAAGAAGACCUUGCUCCUAAAAUAUUCGAGCAAAUUGAAAAUGGAAAUCCAGCAGAUCUAGGAUGCAAUAUUUUUGCUAAAGCUUGCAGUCUUGUUUACGAGGCGGCACGCUGGGGUCAUUCACUUUGCUUGUAUGAUGAAUAUGCCAAUCUUGUCAGAACUUAUACUGAAAAAAUAUCAAAGCCAAGACUUCUUCACUCAGAAGGAAGAAAUUUAUUAGUUAAUCUCUAUAAAUCAUGAAAAAAGCACAAAAUUCUUGUCCGUUGGCUCAAAAAAAUUUUUUAUCAUGUUGACUUUGGAGAACCCAAAAUUUAUGAAUUUACACCUUUAGUUCCGAUGGGAUUACAGAUAUUUAAAACUGAGCUAUUUGAUUAUUCAAAAAGAAAAAUCUAUAAAGCCCUUUUUGAGCAAAUACAUAAUGAAAGAGAAGGAAAUGACAGCAAUGUUAGCUGUGUGAGAAAAUGCUUAUCCUGCCUUCAAGAAAUUUUUGUAAGCAAUCCAAGUCUAACGAAAAGGAAAAAUCAAAAGAAAUUACAUGCGAAGGGAUCCCCAAUGAUAAAUUUUUUAAAAAAAUUGUUGAAAACCCAUAUUUGCAGAAAACCAAGCUUUAUUAUGCUUCUAAGCCCAUAG
Molecule: messenger RNA, 666 nt
Organism: Blepharisma stoltei
Lineage: Eukaryota; Ciliophora; Heterotrichea; Heterotrichida; Blepharismidae
Source: the annotation of a GenBank genome assembly